GCCCCUUGUCGGGGUGCUUGUUUGGCUGCUGCCGUCACCUCAUGGCGACUCGGCUGGAGGAGGCAACGCGGAGAAGAGACGGAGGCGCUGAGGAGGCGACUGAGGCUGGACGGGGAGGACGGCGACGCAGUCCGCGGCAGAAGUUUGUGAUUGACACAAUGGAAGAAGCUGGAAUCUGCGGGUUAGGGGCGAAGGCAGAUAAGUUGCACAACUCUCAAGCAAAUGACAUUCUUCAACAUCAAGACUCCCACUGUGAUGGCAGAAGUACCGAACACUCACUGGAAGAAGAUGCAGGCAGCACCUUCCUAACAAACAACAGGAAUUUAGUGAGCCCAGCAUACUGCACACAAGAGUCCCGAGAGGAAACUCCUGGGCGAGAAGCUCGCACUGACCCCCCUGACGGGCAGCAAGAUUCCGAGUGCAGCCGGAACAAGGAGAAAACACUAGGAAAAGAAGUUUUAUUACUGAUGCAAGCCCUAAACACCCUUUCGACUCCAGAGGAGAAGCUGGCAGCUCUCUGUAAGAAAUAUGCCGAUCUUCUGGAGGAGAGCAGGAAUGUUCAGAAGCAAAUGAAAAGUCUGCAGAAAAAGCAAGCCCAGAUAGUGAAAGAGAAGGUCCACUUGCAGAGCGAACACAGCAAGGCCAUCUUGGCGAGAAGCAAACUCGAGUCUCUUUGCAGGGAACUUCAGCGCCACAAUAAGACAUUAAAGGAAGAAAACAUGCAGCAAGCACGAGAGGAAGAAGAAAGACGGAAGGAAGCAACAGCACAUUUCCAAAUCACGUUAAAUGAAAUUCAAGCCCAGCUGGAGCAGCAUGACGUACACAAUGCCAAACUCCGCCAGGAGAACAUUGAGCUGGGGGAGAAGCUCAAGAAGCUCAUUGAGCAGUACGCACUGAGGGAAGAGCAUAUUGAUAAAGUGUUCAAACAUAAGGAGCUACAGCAACAGCUUGUGGAUGCCAAACUUCAACAGACAACACAGCUCAUAAAAGAAGCGGAUGAAAAACAUCAGAGAGAGAGAGAGUUUUUAUUAAAAGAGGCAACUGAAUCAAGGCACAAAUACGAACAAAUGAAACAGCAGGAAGUCCAACUGAAGCAGCAGCUUUCUCUGUAUAUGGAUAAGUUUGAAGAAUUCCAGACUACCAUGGCAAAAAGCAAUGAACUGUUUACCACCUUCAGGCAGGAAAUGGAAAAGAUGACAAAGAAAAUUAAAAAACUGGAAAAAGAAACACUAGUGUGGCGGACCAAAUGGGAAAACAAUAAUAAAGCGCUUCUGCAAAUGGCUGAAGAGAAAACGAUCCGUGAUAAAGAAUAUAAGGCCUUCCAAAUAAAACUAGAGCGCUUAGAGAAGCUGUGCAGAGCUCUUCAGACUGAAAGAAAUGAGCUCAACGAGAAGGUGGAAGUACUCAAGGAGCAGGGCUCUGUCCGCGGAGCAGAGGUGGACUUAGUGCCGCAGGCGUCCCAGCCCUGUACUACCCUGGAGUCCCCCCAGGAGCCCAGCCUCGCCACUGCGGGGGCUCCCACAGCCCCCCUGGGGCCAGAGCCUGCGGCUGCCCGAGAGACCCUGGGUGCUGGCCCUGUACCAGGCACCGAAUCCGUUGACUAA
Molecule: messenger RNA, 1604 nt
Organism: Chrysochloris asiatica (Cape golden mole)
Lineage: Eukaryota; Metazoa; Chordata; Mammalia; Afrosoricida; Chrysochloridae
Gene: TXLNG
Product: taxilin gamma
Exons: 10
Coding region: 42-1604 (520 amino acids)
Biological process (GO): regulation of cell cycle
Molecular function (GO): syntaxin binding
Source: RefSeq, a predicted model, not a curated record